AUGGUGGUUCUCGUUCCCUUCGUUGUGUUGCUCAGCGCAACAUUUCCCCUGCAUCCAGAGUCUUUCCUAGAGGGCUCCUUCAUCGUCGCCAGAGUAGCGGAAGCCCUACCCUUCCUGGGAAUUGGACGUACGAAGGAUGUUACACGUAGGACAAUACAGCCCUUGCCAAGAGAUGCGCUCACUUAUGGGAUUCGUCGUGACAGGGAUAACACGGGCGCUAGGACCUUGACCGGGGCGUCCUACACAGACACAACCAAUAUGACCGUCGAGGCUUGUGUCAACUACUGCAUUCAACAGGAAUUCGUCUAUGCCGGUGUGGAAUAUGCAUCGCAAUGCUUCUGCGGCAAUGGGAUUGAUAAUGGGGGGACCUUAGCCAAUGCUAGUGAUUGCAACUUCCAAUGUGCUGGGGACGCGUCUGAAACGUGCGGCGCGGGCAAUCGCCUGAACGUGUAUUGGAGUGGGGUGCAACCUCCCGCACCCCCAAUUACCGUUCCGAGUAUCGGUUUAUGGCAGUCUCUCGGAUGCUACAGCGAUUCCGUCAACGCUCGCACGCUCGCAGUGACACCUGCGGUCACGGGAGACGUUGACAUCGAGUCAUGGUAUCCUCUGGCUGGUGCGGAAUAUGCAGACCAAUGUUAUUGCGGUCUUGAGUUCGAUAAUGGAGGCGCACCGAUCGCCAUCAGUGACUGUAACAUGGCCUGUGCAGGAAACAGUUCCGAGUUUUGUGGCGGUCCCAACGCACUGAAUGUUUACAAUUACACCGGCACACUACCACAUGAGCCACAACCUCCAGGAGGAGGAGGUGGUGGUGGAGGUGGAGGUGGAGGUACCUCUAGCUCUGUCUAUCCGGUCACAUCUGGCCUCCCUGCUCCUUGGCAGUAUGCUGCAUGCUAUGUUGACAACGUCAAUGGCCGUGUUUUCGCAAACGAGCUCCCAGACAACCAAAACCUGACCGUUGAAUCAUGUAUUGCCAACUGUACAGCCGAAAAUUACACCCUCGCUGGUCUUGAAUACAGUGUUCAAUGCUUCUGUGGUGACAAUCUGGUCAACGGCGCGGUCACUGCAGAUGAGAGUGACUGCAACAUGGGCUGUGGUGGAAAUGCUACGGAGGCGUGCGGCGGACCUAAUCGACUUUCGGUGUACACAUCGACCGGCAACGUUACCGCCUACCCAGUCUCCAUUGUGCUGAACACUAGUCUUCCUGGCCAAUGGCAAUACCAAGGCUGCCUCGAUAUUUAUUUAGAUCUCAGGGAGCCUGGCGCCAAUAGAACUUUCCCGUAUCAGAAUAUUUGGACCGACAACAAUACCGUCGAAGCUUGCCUCAAUCAAUGUGCCUUGUUCGGAUACCCAGCAGCCGGUAUGGAAUAUGGCGACGAGUGCUGGUGCGGCGAUGUUUCGGACGUUAUACAGUACAGCCCUGGAUUCUCCGCGGAGUCUGACUGCUCGAUGCCUUGCUCUGGAGAUCCUCUACAUCUUUGUGGUGGGCCUGAGCGUCUACAGCUCUACUAUUGGAAUGGCGGUUUGCAAACAUGGCACACCCCAGCGAACACAGGCCGAUACGAGUUCCUGAUUGGCGGAGUAGUGGUUCCGCUUUUAGCGACUGUGGGCAUCAAUGGCAAAGUUGCUUUCCUGGAGAAGUGGGGAACGAGCGAGUAUGAGAACUCCACAGGAGCAUACGAGCUUGAUCUCAGCCUCGUCGACAACUUCGAUCUGGCGUGGCGUACUAUGCAUCUGCUUCCUGACGGACGAGUUUUAAUCUCUGGUAGUGAUCCUGAAACCCCUGGAUACCCAGAAGAGAUGAGGGUGGAAGUGUACAUCCCGCCCUACCUGACGCAAGGGUUCAUACAGCCGAACGUUUCCGUGGAGCAGAACGACUGGGAUUAUGGCGGAACAUACACGAUCACCGUCACCCUCUAUCAAGGGACAACGGAUACAAUGAGAGUGUCCUUACUUGCUGCAACUUCGAGCACCCACGGUAACAAUAUGGGUUCGAGGACAAUCUUCCCCGAGUUCUCGUGCAAUGGAAAUACGUGUACUGUCACGGCGCCGCCCAACCAGUACGUUUCGCCUCCCGCCUGGCAUCAGCUAUUUGUCCUCGACGGGCCCACGCCGUCGCAUUCGCAGUGGGUGCGCAUCGGCGGAGAUCCCGGAGAGCUCGGAAACUGGCCUGACUUCCCCGACUUCACGAGACCUGGAGUGGGUCCGCUGUGA
Messenger RNA from Postia placenta MAD-698-R-SB12, 2211 nucleotides. RefSeq lists its product as hypothetical. The record is from RefSeq and is a predicted model, not a curated record. NCBI's taxonomy places the organism in Eukaryota, Fungi, Basidiomycota, Agaricomycetes, Polyporales, Adustoporiaceae. The coding region runs from base 1 to 2211 and encodes 736 amino acids. Gene Ontology annotation, cellular component: plasma membrane. The transcript has 18 exons.